This is a messenger RNA of Bicyclus anynana (squinting bush brown), 784 nucleotides long. RefSeq lists its product as uncharacterized. The transcript has 5 exons. Bases 151 to 651 code for a protein of 166 amino acids. NCBI's taxonomy places the organism in Eukaryota, Metazoa, Arthropoda, Insecta, Lepidoptera, Nymphalidae. The record is from RefSeq and is a predicted model, not a curated record.
GAUUUAACAAUCUUAGCUACCUCCUUACACAAAUAUAUAGAAAUCAAUUCUUUCAUUUCUAAUAUAUCUAGCGACCAAGUGGGAGGAUAGUGAUUAAUUUGAGACAAAGAUUUUUUAUUUCGUAUAAAACUCAUAUAGUAUAGGUUCAUCAUGAUACAUAUUGACAAGUGUUGUUUUUGCUUACCGCUGCGAACCUGGUGUCUGAUCCUGGGAUAUUUACACCUGAUAGGGUCAAUAAUCCAAGCGGUGGUGAUUAUAAUGUCACUUCCACCCAUUUCUUCCCUGGCCGACAUUGAAGGCAAGCUAGGGAUUGAGCACAAAGACGUAAACGGAGCGAUAGCUAUCUCCCUCAUUAACCUUCAAAUAGUUCUUUUCUUCUUUGCCUUCGCCAUAGUCCUGGUUGUUGGGUUACAUAAGGAGUACCGCGGUCACGUGAAAGCGUACCUGAUAUACUACCUGAUGUUCCUCCUGCUGUACACAAUCAUGUACGUCGUGAGUCUGGCCACGCAGGCCUUGGACUGGGGCUACACCAUCGGCACUUCAUUACAAAUAUUGCUCGGCGUGUAUUUCCUCCUUGUCGUUCACAGUCACUGGGUCAACACGGCUGCCGGUAACUUACACGGAAACAAACCUGCGACUUUCCACCCUUAAAAACUUAAAAUUCGAUGUACAAAGUACAAAAUAUAAAAUUGUUAAAUUUCAAUGUGAAUUUUUAGAAUUAAAUGUAUGUGUUUAUAAGUUAGCGUGUGUUUUUAAUAAAAUAAAUUUUAUAUUUUACUAAAAA